Messenger RNA from Coffea eugenioides, 924 nucleotides. Its product is annotated as SUMO-conjugating enzyme SCE1. Gene Ontology annotation, biological process: protein sumoylation. Gene Ontology annotation, cellular component: nucleus. Lineage: Eukaryota; Viridiplantae; Streptophyta; Magnoliopsida; Gentianales; Rubiaceae. The coding region runs from base 77 to 559 and encodes 160 amino acids. The record is from RefSeq and is a predicted model, not a curated record. Gene Ontology annotation, molecular function: SUMO conjugating enzyme activity. The transcript has 5 exons.
UUGGUUGAAGAGUCAGAGAAAGAGAAGUAGAAGAAGAAAAGGAUAGCCCAGAAAGAAGAGGAGAGGGAAGAAAAAAAUGUCAGGAGGAAUAGCCCGUGGCCGUCUCGCUGAGGAACGCAAGGCCUGGCGCAAAAAUCAUCCGCAUGGUUUUGUGGCAAAGCCAGAGUCCGGUGCUGAUGGGUCCGUCAAUUUGAUGGUGUGGCAUUGCACCAUCCCUGGGAAGGCUGGGACUGACUGGGAGGGUGGCUACUAUCCACUCACAAUGCACUUUACUGAGGAUUACCCCAGCAAACCUCCCAAGUGCAAGUUCCCACAAGGGUUUUUCCACCCCAAUGUCUAUCCCUCUGGAACAGUGUGUUUGUCGAUCCUUAAUGAGGAUAGUGGAUGGCGACCAGCCAUUACAGUGAAGCAAAUUCUAGUUGGCAUCCAGGAUCUGCUCGAUCAGCCAAACCCUGCUGAUCCAGCACAAACUGAGGGCUAUCAGAUGUAUAUGCAGGAACCUGCUGAAUACAAGAGAAGGGUUCGGCAGCAGGCCAAGCAAUAUCCACCUAUUGUUUGAUAAUAGGCAAUUUGUAACUACCUUAGGUGGACAAGUGUCCCUGUUUGAUUUUCAGCAACUUGUAAUGUUAGUCAGCUGUUUUGUACAUGUUCUAUCUUUCACUUGGACCCGUCAUUAGAAUUUGGUGCCCAUUCAACUGUCUUUUGGAGGUGUGCAUAUGUUGUCUUGGUUUUGAUUUUAAAACGUCAUUGCAAGAUGUCAUGUCUGGUAGUGACGUAUUAAACUCUGGUAUCGGAUGGAAAAGCUUUAGGUAAUAUGCUGGUGUUAGGGCCAUAAAUGGCUUUUUUCUCUUGUGAUGAUGAGGUUCCUAUUCUCAACCUUCCUGUUUAUCAGUUUAAGUAAUGGCAUUAGCUUUAAUUUUUUUC